AUGGAGACUGUCUACCGCGAUGACAUCAAGUGUCUUGACGAGACUGUCCAACCCCACUUGGCGGAUGCUAGCCUUUGGCUGGCACUACAGGGGGAGACGCUGCUGGCGCCGCCCGGGCUCAGCAAAUCCGACUCCACCGUGACCAUUUUCGACUGGGACGACACGAUCCUUUGCACUUCUCUUUUGUCCACGCUUGGCUUUCCGACGGAAGUUCCCGGGGACGUCAAGUCCGUCAUGAAGGAGAUCGAAGACCAGGCCUGCAGCCUCCUCACAGAGGCCUUGGCCCUCGGGCCUACUUACAUCGUCACCAAUGCGGUCAGUGGCUGGGUGCAAGACAGUGCAGCCCAGCACUUGCCGGGGUUGCUUCCACUGCUGAGCAGGGUCACAGUUAUCUCAGCACGCAGUGCCUAUGCAUAUCUGUAUCCUGAUGAGCCAAGCCUCUGGAAGACCUGCACCUUUUACAACCUCGUGAAGGGCACCACCCUCCACGAGUUCCGCGAUGUGAUCGUCGUUGGAGACAGCCUCUACGAGAUUUGCGCCGGGCAACUCCUGGGGAAUUUGUUCCCAGACCUUUGCGUGAAGCUCGUGAAGCUGCAGGAGAACCCAUCUCCUGAGACUAUUUCCCAACAACUUGGCUCUUUGAUGCUCUGUUACAAGCUCGUGGCAAGCAAUCCCAGCAGUCUUUACUGGAGGCUCGAUGAAGGCUCCGGGCAAGAGCUGCAGCUCUGA
Molecule: messenger RNA, 729 nt
Organism: Effrenium voratum
Lineage: Eukaryota; Dinophyceae; Suessiales; Symbiodiniaceae
Source: the annotation of a GenBank genome assembly